UGUGUCUUUUUUGGUUUAGUUUUCAGCUGAACCAGGUGAAUCUCUGGACAUUGUUGGGGUCAAAGUGGAGCUAAAAGAGGAUACUUCAAGACUUUACUGGACUCCAGCUCCACCUAAAAUGAACUUGGCCCCAGCAACCAUCAAGUCGCAGCUUUAUCCCGAGUACCAUGGUGCAUCCUUGCUGCAGGAGAGCCUGGGAGCAGAACUGCACACAGUGACGGGACUAGACAGUGAUGAUAAUGAUGAAACAGAGGCUGACCUGGAUGACGAAGACCUGAAGGCCAGGAACAGAGUUCUCAGUCGAAUGCAUGAGUCCAUGACUGAUCUGAGAAAGCUUGUUGCUGAAACCCAAGUUCAAAGACCAAAAACUGAUAUAGGAGGCAUAGUGGAUGGUUUUGACCCACAGACAGACGGCCAAGAGGGACAAGUUGCAAGUCCAACCAGAUUUGUGUCAGUGCUUGACAAAAGAAGACAGGAGAUUAAACAACAAGAUAAUGCAGAAGAAAGCAAUGUUGAACUAGAUGGAGGUAUGGAAAGUACAGCUGCACAGAAAGACCAAGAUGAAGGUGUCACCAUCUUCAGGUCAGUGUCACAUCCAUCAUUGUCACUUGGUGAAAAGGGUCUUAUAGUCCCUGCAGGGUAUGACAUCAGCAUGAAUGAGUUGAAUUACCAACGUGACCAGGUUGCUGCAAUCAAAGAUAAACAACAGGAGAAAGAACAAACUGAUGAUAGGGAACAUUCUCAGGAAAAGCCUUUUUCAGUAACAACUGUGACAUCACCAACAGAACACAGUACCAUAAUGGAUUUUCAGGGGACGUCACAUGAGUUUGAUACUGACGAGGGGAGGACAGAUGCUGGAGAUAGCAUGUCAAUACAAACAGGCACAACUGUUCCUAUAAGUCGUAGGAGACAUCCUCAAAGAAAGACAAGAAAAAAGACAAAAAAGGAGUUGGAAAGAGAACAGGCAAUAAGAGAAUUCUUGAAUCAACCAGCAAGGAAAAUUUCAAGACACAAGUCGUUCACGGAUAUAAGACACUUAGAGAGAGAAACGUUUUCGCAGAGGAGUGAAAGCAUCAGCAUCAGCACAAGGUCAGACCUGGAAAAAGCAAAAAGCCAACCAACAUUGUUGGACUUUGACGAAAUGAUGAAAAACGAGUUUACAGGGUCUGGUGAAGCACUGUUUGAUGAAGUUCGUGAGCGUACUUGGUAUGUGUGGUUCGAUGAAGUUUAUCCACCCACUCCUGCUAUUCCUGAAAUCAAAUUUGAUCUGCAGAGUUUGACUUCUCCCAGACCACACUCGCAAAGCAAGUCCACAGCCGUUGUUAUAGACAACGAUAUACUAGAAGACAUCCAAGUGAUCGAGCCUGAGAUAAGAAGCUCAGACCGGGAGCUGUACAACGCCCUUCAAGAGGAAGUUGAACGACUAACCGAUUUGCUCGAAACUACACAGAAACCGGAGUCUACUGCUAUCUUUUUAUGCCGAAGAGGUGCUGUCUUACGCAAGCUCGGAUAUUUGAAGAGGGCGUGGGAUGACUUAAACAGGUCUAUUGAGCUGGAACCUAAACUGCUGGAUGCUUACUGGCACAGACAUCUGUUGCAUCUGCUACAGGAUAAUCGAAAGUCAGCUCUGGAUGACUUGUCUUUCAUUAUCAAGCACAGUAGUACGCAGGCUCGAGCCUUUCGAUCCAGGGCAGAAUUGUAUCGUCUGGAAAAUGACGCCACAAUGGCCAUUGUCAAUUACUCUCAGGCGAUUAAGUUGAACCCAGCCGAUGCUGAAACCUACUAUCAGAGAGCAGCCAUGUUUAAAAUGCGUGGAGACAUGAUUCUGGCUCUUGAAGAUUACAAGAUUGCAGCCAAGCUUUUGCCCUCAAAGACGGACGCCAUGUUCGAGAUGGGACUCUUUCGUUUUAACAACCAAAACUGGACUGCGGCUCUGAGAGAUUUCACCCAACUUCUCCAACAAGACCCAGAAGAUUCCAGAGCUUAUACCUACAGAGCAAGAGCUCACGCCAAGACGGGUAAUUUUGAGGCUGCAUUAAAAGACCUUGCCGCUGCUGUUCAUUAUGAUCCUCAAAAUGCCGUCGCAUUUUACCACAGGGGCUGUUUACUGAGGAAGUAAGAAGCGUAAUUUUGCAGAUGUAUUUUCUUAUUUGUUUCUGUCGUCUCUAUGGUUGCAACUAUCAAUAACUACUUGUGUAACGCGAGUCGAGUAAUUGCUCACAGAGACUAUCAAAACGGCUGUAAUUGCUGAAGAACUCUAAUCUGGGUACGCUUAGGAAGUC
Orbicella faveolata is the source of this 2282-nucleotide messenger RNA. RefSeq lists its product as uncharacterized. The record is from RefSeq and is a predicted model, not a curated record. Gene Ontology annotation, molecular function: protein binding. NCBI's taxonomy places the organism in Eukaryota, Metazoa, Cnidaria, Anthozoa, Scleractinia, Merulinidae.